Messenger RNA from Pygocentrus nattereri (red-bellied piranha), 2798 nucleotides. RefSeq names its product family with sequence similarity 167 member Aa (gene fam167aa). The record is from RefSeq and is a predicted model, not a curated record. Lineage: Eukaryota; Metazoa; Chordata; Actinopteri; Characiformes; Serrasalmidae. Bases 284 to 958 code for a protein of 224 amino acids. The transcript has 4 exons.
GCAGCCACCACACCCCCACCAAAGAGGGUCUCUCUCUUUCUCUCUCUCUCCCUCUCUCACCCACUGUCUGUCUAUCUGUCCAGCAGAGAGAGCCUGACAGCGCACAGUGCUGAUGCUCAGUUCAAGUCAGGGAGAGAGAAGAUGGCAAGCAAGUUUCCCAUGGGUUCCUGAAUGGAUGCAUACACGUGCAUUUCGUCAUCCAUAAAUCAGCGAGAAAACUAAAAGAGUGACAUUUCAUUGCCAAUGUGAAGAAGACAACCACUCAUCUGUGUUUCUAAAAUUAAUGAUACACAGUUGUUUUAGUUCAGCCUUUAUGUUGGCCAGAUUAUCGAUGACGACCAUACCAACCCCCCCCACUACAGUGGCGAUGACAAAUGAUCCAGAUAAGAACAGUUGUGUCGCAGUGACUCAGGAUGACCAUCUUGCCAGUUUGAAGGCCUUGGCUGAGAAGCUACAUCUGGAGCCAAGAAGGCCUUCGCACUUAGAAUGGAGGGCUCAGCUAGAAACUCACAGAGUUAAAGGCCUGGAAGCCUCAGUGGCUGCUAAAGAAGGGCAGCUACGAGCUUGGAGUUCUCUGAAGUGGCCAAAGCCCUCACUGAAUUUUACAGUGCACCAGGGACAAAGACACCCUUCUGAGAGCCUGAAGGGGUUUGGAAGUAUUGGCGAGGCACUGGAAUGGCUCAAGAAAGAGCUGAGAGAGAUGCGUGUGCAGGACCAGCAGCUAGCACGCCAGUUAAUGCGUCUGCACAGUGAUCUUAACAAGCUGAAAAUUGAACAGGCAUGUAACCAGCAUCGAAAGAUGCUGAACGACGCCACGUUUGAACUGGAGGAGCGGGAUGAAAUGCUGGAGCUGCUCUGUGAUGGUCCUGUUGCUUCUGGAUUCAGCCUUUCAGCACCACUCAAACUCCUUGGCAUCACAAAGAUGAACAUCAACUCCCGCCGCUUCUCCCUAUGCUAGCAGCCAUGGGGGGAAGCUGAGACUACACUGUUAGAAAUAAAGGUACUGUGCAGGUACAUUUUUCAUUCAUCAAGGUACAAACACAAUGUAAAUGUGCCAUUAAAGGUACAACAAGGGUCCAUUUGUAGACCAUAAAUACAUAUAUGCCAGGUAAGAAGUACAUGUUUGUAACCUUUCAUAACCUAAUGGUUCAAAACAGAGCAACAACAAAAAGCCAGGAGAUGAGACGGGGUGUGUGGAGUCAGUAUAACUUAGAAAAUAUACUUUUAAUGGAUUAUGGUACAGUUAUGUUCCCUGAAUAAAGUUACUGAGAUGUAACUGCCACCCCAGUGACUGUUUCGGACCUUUAUUUCUGAGAGUGUAGUCUGCAGUUUUAUAUGAGACAUUCCACCAACAGAGCACCUGUUUUUUUCCAACCAUAAAUUUGCAAUAAGUAAAUGGACAGAGCUAUUAAAAACUUAUACAUCUUAUACUUAUACAUCUACGUUAUGUCCCACAAUAUAACUACAUCCCUGUUACUGAAACCUGUUAAUUCUGUGGAGAAUUUCUGUGGACUUUUCCCCUGGCCAUGCUCUUAGAGAGGCUCUUAAUUCUCAUAUAUUUUUAUUUUUUCUAUUUUCUUCUAAGAUUAUAUUAAGAUUAUAUUUGGUGAAUAGAGGAACUGCAAAGUAAGACUUUCAUUGUACAGUGUAACUGCCUGUUCAGCUGUGCAUAUGACAAUUAAACUCUUGAAUCUUGAAUCUUAAUGAUUUCUUGUUUAUCAUGAAAUUUAGCCUAUUGUUUUUUCUAUUCCUUUAGCAGAGUAAAUAGGUUCUGGUAAUAGGGCUGUGCAGAUACUGGAAGCUAAUUCAAAUUACUUAAAAGGCUAAUAAUGCAAAUGUCCAUUAAAGAACAUGUGACUUAUUUUUGUAAAAAAUAUAUAUAUUCAAGGUUCUGUGCAUGUAUUUUUUCAACACUUAUGGUGGGACAAAAGGGUAUCCUGUUGGUGGACUGCUGCACACAAGCCCCAUAUCCUUUUCCUACUUGAUGUUUUAGUGAUAGCCUGACUAUUAGCUGUGUUUUCACAUGAAAAAAGACUCCAAUAGCUGUUUGUUAUCCAAUUAAUCCACUACUAGUGAGAUAGUAGAUCCAAAGCAUAUUUUGUUAGGAAUUUUGUAACUCUUUGUAUAAAGUGAACUAGUAGUUCAGUGGUACAUGACUGAAUAGGCGGAGUAUAACGCAAGUAGAAGGCAUUACCCUUUAAAUGUCUGACAAAUCCAUUCUCUGUGCAAUCAAGGUGUUCUUUCAUAUGUUCUUUCAAGCCUACAUAUCAAGAAAGAAAUGCACAAUGACUAAAAGAUUGUGAUUAUUUACAGAAUUGUCAUUUUUUAAAGCCAUUGUUGCCUGUUAGUAAAUGUCGAUUACACACUGAAAUGUACUUUAUGACGUUGCGAGGCUUCCAGUUUGAACAUUCAAUAACUGUGAAUCAUUCAGUUCUAGAUGGUUAAGAAACCUGAAACUUUGUAGUCCGCCUUAUCUGACUGAAGAGUGUUUGUAUAUUCAUUUCUGGUUUGAAUUUUAUAAUAUCAGUUAUCUUAUAGAAAUGCCUUAUUUAUACAGCUUUCGUGUGCACUCAACUUAUUGUCUUUGCUUUAUUCAAUGAGGAACAUUGGUUGUAAAAGCUUCCACAGUGUGCACAUUUUCAACAUCAUUUGUGUAUGUAACAUUAGUUCAUGAUCUAUUCUAUUUAAAUUUUCAUAUGGUAAUGCUCUUAUAGCUGAGAGCGGUAAGACACCUAUAAAAGAGCUAUAAAGCAUUAAACUGUUCUGCUGCUGAGGCCCUGUGGAUUGGCUUACGCCCA